AUGCCACUUGCCUUUGAUUGUGAAAGCCCGGCCAAUCAACCUGACUCGACUCGGGACGAAGAGAACCCACAGCUCCUUGGGAUCGUGAUUGACAAGCAGGAAGGACAUUGUGCCAUCUGCCUGGACAAUGUCGAUCUCGUGGCGGAUUCUUCGAAAAUACACCUUUGUACGAUCUGCAAGCAACCUUUUCACCUGGACUGUUCCGGUCCAUGGCUCAAGCUACACGCACUCAAGAAGAUUAUUCAACCAAGGGAGGACAGUUGUAGCCCAAAGUACAUCCGGUCCACCUACGCCCUGUGA
This is a messenger RNA of Puccinia graminis f. sp. tritici CRL 75-36-700-3, 300 nucleotides long. RefSeq lists its product as uncharacterized. The record is from RefSeq and is a predicted model, not a curated record. The transcript is spliced from 3 exons. NCBI's taxonomy places the organism in Eukaryota, Fungi, Basidiomycota, Pucciniomycetes, Pucciniales, Pucciniaceae. Bases 1 to 300 code for a protein of 99 amino acids.